AGAAAACAUGAUAGUCCACAUGGUAAAUGGACAGUUAUGAGAGUUUUGUCUUUAUGUUCUUGGUGUGUUCGUGUCAGUAACGUCAGAGUGAAGGCCAAUACUUACUUGAUACUUCCAGGGCUCAGAGUUACUCAUUUCUCUUCACUAAUGUCAUCUGAUGUCCCUACGCGCGGCCAAACCGAUUCUGCUCAGUGUUCAGAAGACACGUGGAGCAUCACUUAUGUUACUGGGGACCUGUUCUCCUGCCCCCGGGACGAGUCCUUGGCCCACUGCAUCAGUGAGGACUGCCGCAUGGGGGCAGGCAUCGCUGUCAUGUUCAAGAAGAAGUUUGGUGGAGUGGAGGAAUUAAAGAAACAGGGGAGACAGGUGGGGCAGUGCGCUGUGCUGGAAAGAGACAGCCGCUUUGUGUACUACCUGAUUACAAAGAAAAUAUACAGCCACAAACCAACAUAUGACAGUCUGAAACAAAGCUUAGAAGAUAUGAAGUCUCAUUGUGCUGAGUAUGGGGUAUCCAAAGUGUCAAUGCCCAGGAUUGGCUGUGGCCUGGACAGACUGCAUUGGGGACGGGUUUCUGACAUUCUGAAGGAGGUUUUUGAACACUCAAAUAUUUCAAUCACUGUUUACAGCCUCCCUGAGAAAACUGAGACCACAGUGAUGAGAGAAUCCAAAAGAGAGGCUCCUCGAAAGCGUAAACAUUAAGGCUACUUUAUGCUGCAGUUUAAUUUUCUAUGAAAAUGGAAUUUUAUUUACAAUAAUUUACA
Periophthalmus magnuspinnatus is the source of this 761-nucleotide messenger RNA. RefSeq names its product O-acyl-ADP-ribose deacylase 1 (gene oard1). The record is from RefSeq and is a predicted model, not a curated record. NCBI's taxonomy places the organism in Eukaryota, Metazoa, Chordata, Actinopteri, Gobiiformes, Gobiidae. The coding region runs from base 37 to 699 and encodes 220 amino acids. Gene Ontology annotation, biological process: peptidyl-glutamate ADP-deribosylation. The transcript is spliced from 5 exons.